Trifolium pratense (red clover) is the source of this 954-nucleotide messenger RNA. RefSeq lists its product as uncharacterized. Bases 1 to 954 code for a protein of 317 amino acids. The record is from RefSeq and is a predicted model, not a curated record. The transcript is spliced from 2 exons. NCBI's taxonomy places the organism in Eukaryota, Viridiplantae, Streptophyta, Magnoliopsida, Fabales, Fabaceae.
AUGAAAGAAGACAAGGAUAUCAGUCCACUUGAUGGGGAUAUGCUUGAUAUCGUAUCUAAGAAACUGGUAAGUUUUGACGAUCUCUUCAAUUUUUCGGCGGUUUGCAAGGAGUGGAGGGCAGUGCAUAAAAUUUAUUGGAGAAAAUUCCUAGAAUCACAAUCACCGCUGAUUGUGCAAACUACUAGGAAUGCAAAAAGGUUUUACUCGUUUUAUAGUAUACCGGAAAAACGAGCUUACAGCUCUAAGUUGAGUUACUUUAGGGGUAAGUCCUAUUGUGGUUCGUCUAGUGGAUAUCUGGUCAUGGCAGGUGCCAACAAUAUACUUCAAUUAAUGAAUCCAUUUACAAGAAAACAGAAGAUAAUUGAUAUAUCAGUAGUUAGAAAGGAUUUGACAUAUUUUGCUUGUCGUGUAUUACUUGCUUUUACCAGAGACUCUGAUGAAUUUGUCCUAGUGGCUUCAUGCAAACGUUUCCUGGCUGAAAUAGGGGUACUUAGUCUGAACUCUGAAAGUUUGAAAUUUCUAAAACUGAAGAAUACCCCCAAUGUACCUUCCUGGUCGUAUAGUUUACUUAGUUGUGAUGCGGAGCUUCUUGUGGUUGACUUUGUACCAAAUAAAGUAUUGGAUGUCUACAGGAUAGACUGGGAAACAAUGAGUUAUGUUAAGUUACAAACUUUGGGUGAGCGCGCAUUAUUUCAUUCACCUUACAAAUGCUAUGCGCUAGCAAACCCGGGUAAGUGGGGAUUUGAAAGCAACCGUGUGUAUUCCAUUGAUUGGGAUUCCAUUGAUCGGGAUUCUGCAGAAUGUGAAGUGUAUUCAGGAAGUAAUAAUGAACUGGUGGAAUGCAUUAUGCUUGCUGGUAGUAGUCGUGAAGUUCGUAGUAGAUCAACACCUUAUUGGCUGGAUUGGUGUUUUCGAAAUCAACAUGAUGAAGUUGAUUAUUCUCUGGUUGAGUAG